Messenger RNA from Trematosphaeria pertusa, 855 nucleotides. Its product is annotated as kinase-like protein. Gene Ontology annotation, molecular function: ATP binding; protein serine/threonine kinase activity. The record is from RefSeq and is a predicted model, not a curated record. NCBI's taxonomy places the organism in Eukaryota, Fungi, Ascomycota, Dothideomycetes, Pleosporales, Trematosphaeriaceae. Gene Ontology annotation, cellular component: nucleus; cytosol; EKC/KEOPS complex. The transcript has 3 exons. Bases 1 to 855 code for a protein of 284 amino acids. Gene Ontology annotation, biological process: protein phosphorylation.
AUGGCUCCUUCCGCGGAGGCCACAGUAGAACCCAUCCAGCCUCCUCCUACGCCGCCCACCGACCGCCCUCUGCAUACUCUUCCCGCGCCGUUUACAGAUUCAAACCUCACAGUCCUGGCCCAAGGCGCAGAAGCGCUCGUCUACAAAACCGUCUUCCUCACGCCGAACACACCCUGCGUCGUCAAAUACCGACCCCCAAAACCAUAUAGACACCCCACGCUCGACAGGCGGUUAACGAAAGCACGAAUACUAGCUGAGGCAAGAGUGCUCGUCCGGUGCAAGAAGGAGGGGGUCAGCGUGCCUGGAGUACUAGGCGCGGAUUGGGACGAAGGCUGGCUUGCGCUGGAGUGGGUGGAGGGGAAGACUGUGAGGAGGGUGCUGGAUGGCUGGGCGGAGAGGAUAACAGCGCUACAGAGGGAGGGGAAGAAGACGGAGGAGGAGACGGAGGAUGAGGCGAUGUUGGGGCUUAUGAGGAGGGUGGGAAGAGUGGUGGGGAGGCUGCAUGAGAUUGGGGUUUGUCAUGGGGAUUUGACAACGAGCAAUUUGAUGCUGAAGCCGCCUGAGCGAGCUGAUACCAGCAGGACGCCAGACCAUACCUCCGACUCGCUCGAAGGCGAAGUCACGCUCAUAGACUUCGGUCUCGCAACGCAAAGUACGCGGGCCAUGCAGGAAGAGGAACGCGCAGUGGAUUUGUAUGUGCUGGAAAGAGCCUUCGCCGCUACACAUCCGGCAGCCGAGCCGCUCUUCCAGGAGGUAUUGAAGAGUUAUGGAGAGAGCUUCAAAGGAGCACGGCUGACAUUGAGGCGGUUGGAAGAUGUCAGGCUGCGGGGUAGGAAGAGGAGUAUGUUGGGCUGA